Messenger RNA from Olea europaea var. sylvestris, 791 nucleotides. RefSeq names its product protein RALF-like 19. NCBI's taxonomy places the organism in Eukaryota, Viridiplantae, Streptophyta, Magnoliopsida, Lamiales, Oleaceae. The transcript has a single exon. The record is from RefSeq and is a predicted model, not a curated record. The coding region runs from base 1 to 534 and encodes 177 amino acids.
AUGUUUGAUGUUUUUCAACACAAAAUUCAUGCGCAUUGCUCAUUUGCGCUAAGUCUCCUCUCCCAUGAGCUUUGCUUCCACAACCAAAGCUCCCUAUAUAUACUAUUGGAGAGCAAGGCUCAGGAAAUAAAAUAUAAGAAAGAGGUUCCCUUCUUGUUUAUCUUUGUUGUGUAUGCUACUACUGCUUCUCACAAAAUGACUUCACGUAUGGUGUUACUUUUUCUUUUUCUCCUAGGUUUGGUCAUGGUGAUACAAUCAUCAUCAGGACAUGACAGUACAAAUUCCGUUGAUCCUAAUCUUAAAAAUAUCAGGCAUUCCACUGAUGUUGAUGAUGAGAUGAAGUUAGGCUCUGAAUCCAACCGUCGCCAACUGUAUAAAUCGCGCUAUAUUAGCUAUGCCGCAUUAAGGGAGGACAACCUCCGAUGCAACAAACGCGACGGUUCUUACAACAUUUGUCAUAAACGCCAGAUUGCUAAUGCAUACCGUCGUGGCUGCACCAAGGCCAACAGAUGUGCGAGAGCUUAUGAUAAUUAGUAAUGCUAAAAGAUUUCAUAUAUGCAGUUAUAAGGAAUUCUUUUAGCUUCGAUCUAUUGUAAUGGUAAGUUAUAUAUAUGAAUUGUUGGAAUAAAGAACAAACCUUAGUAAUAUGGCUUGUUAAUUAUCUGGAUUUUACAAUGUUGAUUAGAUAGUCAUUGAGCAUUGUACUCUAUUGUCCGUUCAUUUUUAUUAUGGUAUUUUGUAUCAUUAUGAAAUGAAAUUAUAUACUAUUCAGUUUCUUGUUGGUUGAUGCG